Molecule: messenger RNA, 951 nt
Organism: Maylandia zebra (zebra mbuna)
Lineage: Eukaryota; Metazoa; Chordata; Actinopteri; Cichliformes; Cichlidae
Gene: bcdin3d
Product: BCDIN3 domain containing
Biological process (GO): negative regulation of pre-miRNA processing
Cellular component (GO): cytoplasm
Molecular function (GO): RNA methyltransferase activity; O-methyltransferase activity
Source: RefSeq, a predicted model, not a curated record
UCUACCCGGAGUCAUUUAGGGGACGCACAUAUUACAAUGGCAACCUGUUCGAAGAAUAGCAAGGCUGAUGCUGACGAUGAAAUAAACGAUCCUGGCGCCGCUCCUUACGGUAACUUCAUAAAUUAUUACAGCUUCAACCCUCCGGAGAACCGCCUGAGUCUGAUUCCACCGGCUCUGCUCAGGGAUUUAGGAUACAGUGAUGAGACCACGCUGAUCGUGGACGUGGGCUGUAACUCAGGGGAACUGAGCAUAGCUUUCUACAAACAUCUGGUGCCUGAGGAACAGCCUGAUAGGAGGAAAGUUCACCUCCUGGGCUUCGACUUGGAUGAAACUCUAGUUCAGCGAGCGGAGGAGAUAAACCCUCUGCCAAGCAGAAUCACCUUCAUCCCUCUCGACAUCACCAAAGACACCAACCAGCUGCAGGACUACCUCAGCCUGCAUGGCUGCUCUCACUUCCACUUGUGUCUGUGUCUAGCUGUGACCAUGUGGGUCCAUUUAAACCACGGAGACUUGGGCCUGCUGCAGCUGCUCUCUCGCCUGUCCUCCAUGAGCCAGCACCUUCUGCUGGAGGCCCAGCCCUGGAAGUGUUAUCGCUCUGCAGCCCGGCGGCUGAGGAAGCUGGGACGCUCGGACUUUGACCACUUUAAGACCCUGAAGAUCCGAGGGGAUGUGGCAGAUCAUGCCAGGGAACACCUAGAAAGACACUGUGGCAUGGAGCUAAUCCAGAGCUUUGGCAGCACUGCAUGGGACCGUAAGCUGCUGCUUUUCAGAAAGACGUGAGGGGCUCUGUCAGGAGUUCCCAUCAGCAGGAAGGACAGCAGAAACCACAAAGACAGAUUGAUAUUAAUCAGCAAUUAGUUUGUUUCUUUUAAAGAAAAUUGCUGCUUCAAAUCUAAAGAUUUUAAAGAAGUGAUAAUAAAUAGACUUUGUGCUCUUAAGAGUGCAAGCAAG